UUCUUUCUACCAGUCAUCUCUCUCUCUCUUUCCCUCUCUCCCUUUGUCUUUGUCUGUUAAACUCUCUCCUUCAUCCAUAUUUACUAAGAUUGACGUGUUUUCCACAUCCUGCCCCGUGCACUCAGGAGUCAGGUGAUAUCUGUGUGAGCGUGUGUGAGUCAAGAGGUGAAAGGCUCAUUGUUACAUAUUUUCCAUUCAACAAAGGAUUUUUGUUUGUCUGAGUUCAAAUGCAACUGAAAGCAGAUCAGUGCUUUCUGUUUGCCAGGUGGUGAUGUCAUUAUUUUCCAGUCGCAUACACUCUCUCACACACACACACACACACACAGGCCUUCUUUUAUGUCUGAUUAGUCAGCAUUAGCUAGUAUCUGUCAAAAGAAGGAUGGGAUGGAAAAAAGCAAAAUAGUGUCCCUCCUCUUUCCACAGCUGAUUGGCUUGCAGGGAAAGAACGGAUGAAUGACACAGGAAGAGGAGGGGAUGGGAUUGUGGGUAAUGCGUCAUCGGCUGGCAGGGGCUCAUUUAAGCUGCUGUGUAGCAGGAGGAGAGAGAGAAAAAGAGCGAGUGAGCUUAGAAGAGGCUGAGUGACAUUUUCAGCUCUACACGCCCAAAUCUCUGGAAAAUUCCUUCAGUUUGCAGGCUGCUGCAGAAUCGACUCACAGACGCUGACAGGAGGAGGCGGAUUUUUAAUCUUCACUUACAAGUGUUGCAGCAGGUGACUAGAUAACCUUGGAAUGUGGGUUAGAAGGCCAAUUGUUGACUGAGGUUCUUUGAGAGCAGCUCAGUGUUUUUUCCCCCCAACAUCGAGGACUUUGACUGUGAAGACAAUUCGCCAAGUUCCAGAUUCACAAAGAGGAUCCAUGUGUGCGGUGGAUAAAAGCUGACCUGUUUCCUUUUGGGGACCAUCUGUUACUUCCUGAUUGUCCGUCACCCUGGGGAAGGCAACGCAUUUCCGAUUUCCCCCUUCCUCUUCAUCAUCAUCAUCAUCACCCCCGUUGUCCCUGCCACCGCUGAAGUCUGUAUCAGCGCCCCGUUGCGCUCUGACCUCAGGUAUCAGGUGGAGAAGGUUUCGUCUUCCGGGGUCGCCCAUCAUGCACAUCAAGACCACCAAGUGUAACCGCUUCUGCCUGGUUGCCUCUGUGAUGAACCAGGAAGUGUUCAGUCAUCCUGAGGCACAGGCCAGUUUUGAGGCCUUGUUCCGUUCCUUUGACCCGGAGGUACAGUUCCAGUACUUCAAGUCUUUCCGGCGGAUCAGGAUCAGCUUCAGUGAUGCUCUGGCUGCAGCCGAGGCCAGAUUGCGACUGCAUAAGACUGACUUCAAUGGCAAAGAGAUGAGACUCUACUUUGCUCAGUCUGUCCACAUAGGCAGUCCUCGUCUGGAGCCUCCCAAGCCAGAAAAGCAGUUUCUGAUCUCCCCGCCUGCCUCACCCCCAGUUGGCUGGGAACAGGCUCAUGACGCUACACCCGUCAUCAAUUACGACCUGCUGUGUGCCAUCUCAAAACUAGGACCAGGGGAAAAAUACGAGCUCCACACAGCCACACCCACCACCCCCAGCGUCGUUAUCCAUGUCUGCGACGACGAACACGGCGGCGACAGCUCGGCCCCUGAUGACAGCGACCUUGAUGACAAGCCCCGCCCACCACGGCCAAAAAUCAUACAGACCCGUCGUCCCGACUACAGCCCCGAGGUGAGGCAGUGAGCCACGAAAAAAAGGUGAGGAGCGGCAGAGUGACGACAGUAACAUUCCAUCCUGGAGCGACUGGUCAAGACCUGAACAACACUCUCUGAGCUUUGAGGGUUUUUUGGAGACUUUGGCACCUGAAGAUGCCAUGACAUCCUGUAGACGAGCAUUUCAUAAGACAGAAGGAAAAUAGAGUUGAAUGCUGCAUUCAUGUUCUGUGGGAAAGAUGGGAGAUAUGACCUUUCAAGUGGAAAAUCCACUUAGCAGUGAGAUGUGACAGGUACUGCAUGUGGAUACGAGAUGUGGAGAGAAAACUGUAACUAAUAAUGUAUACCUUUUUUUGGAUUGUUGUGUUAAUAAUAAUAAUAAUAAUAAUAAUAAUAAUAAUAAUAAUAAUAAUAAUACUACUACUACAAUAGGAGACUUUGAAUAUUUGGGUUGUGGUGAUAACUAUUAUAUUAUUUUUUUCAAAAAGAAAACAAAUGUUACAUGAUAACAUGUGGGUGUUUAGUGAUGAAGGUGGUCAGGUGCAAAUAAAGUGUACAAGACCAUCAAAAGUGAUAGGGAAAUUCUUCCCACAUGGCAUGAAUGCGGCAUCAUUCUGAGAAGUCAUGUUUGCGUCUUACUCAUCUAGACUAUGGGAUGUAACGGACUGACUGGAGGAGAAAAUCAUCCGUAAAUCACCGGGUUUCAGACUGAAGAUCUUCACCCAUACACUGCCACCUUCUUUCUCACAUGGUCAUUAUCUGAAGAGGUCACACAGGAGCUGCUACUCUUCACAUCUGCAGCAGUUUUUUUUGGUGGACCGGGAAGUCCAGGCAGAGCUCACUGUACUCAUGCUCACACAGACUAAAACAUGACUCCAGUAUGGCAGUGUUCCUGUCAUGACCUCUAACAGUGUUAAUUGUGGAUUAUUUCAGUUUUGAUUUCUCCAUGUGUCCAUGGUUUGGUUGUAGUAAUAGCAAAGAAAUAUUUCUAUUUGACAUUAAAGGGCGUGGUUCAGUUUUUUGUUUUGUUUUUUUGAAGUGAGGUUGUUCGAGGUCUGCUGAGCUGAAAACCAACCUGACACCGAACUAAAACACAGUAAUGUUUGGUGCUCUAUGUCACUGUUAAACAGCCUUUUUUGAAUGGAAAAUGAAGUUUAUGGUGCUUUGUAAACCUCUCACUCCCCUACACCAAAGUCCAUGGACUAAAUCAUCAACAUUACAUCACAGCACACAGGAGUUGUUGAUCCACUGCUGCCUCCAUCAGUCAGUUCAAAUGUGAUAUUUUGUCACUUUUGUCACUUCUUCAUUUGGAUUUACUUCAGUGUCACAAAAAAAAGUGGCAGCAGGAGAUCAGCAGCUCCUGUGUCCUCGAGAGCUAAAAAUGCAUGUUCUUUAUGGACUAUGGUGCAGCAAAGUGCAUCGUUUACAAACUUUAGCUUCCAGCUUAAAAGGCUGUCUAACACCAAGAUAAAGUGGCAAAAGUUGCUGGUUCCCAACACAGGAGGCAACAUCGUGCAACCUCACUUGAAAAAAAAACCUUGAACUUUGACUUUGAAAUACAUUUUUUUGAACGUGGUUUUCAUGUCAACUUUUUCAUCUGUGGGCCUUUAACCACAUCAGCCAUUGUAUAUUCUCAGCUUAAAGAAAAUAGGGCUAAUCUGUUAUUAGUCCAUACUUGGGCUACAUAGUAUUCUGUGAGAAAAUACAAAUGACGCACUGUUAUUGUCAAGGCCCAGCACGCGUUAUAAUGAUGGGCAAUCAUUUGAUGUAUGUUUUAAAGAGAUUAGCGUGUGGUCUAUGGUUAAUGUCUUACUGUAUCCAUAUGAGUUAUGUGCAUAUGUAACAGUUGCUGCAAAUAUGCACCAGAGGCAUGUCCUGUAAUGAUUGUGUCAUUUCUGUUAGUACAGCUACAUCACACAUCCGAUACAAUACUGUUCCAAAACUGCUCUUUCAUUGUGACACCAUAGAAACCAAAAUCUUGCAACAUUUUAAUGCUGUGAGAAAUGUUUUUUUUUUUUUUUUUUUUUUUU
This is a messenger RNA of Solea solea (common sole), 3693 nucleotides long. Its product is annotated as calcipressin-1-like. The transcript is spliced from 4 exons. Gene Ontology annotation, biological process: calcium-mediated signaling. The record is from RefSeq and is a predicted model, not a curated record. The coding region runs from base 1086 to 1694 and encodes 202 amino acids. NCBI's taxonomy places the organism in Eukaryota, Metazoa, Chordata, Actinopteri, Pleuronectiformes, Soleidae. Gene Ontology annotation, molecular function: calcium-dependent protein serine/threonine phosphatase regulator activity; nucleic acid binding. Gene Ontology annotation, cellular component: cytoplasm; nucleus.